Molecule: messenger RNA, 1973 nt
Organism: Heterobasidion irregulare TC 32-1
Lineage: Eukaryota; Fungi; Basidiomycota; Agaricomycetes; Russulales; Bondarzewiaceae
Exons: 5
Biological process (GO): positive regulation of transcription by RNA polymerase II
Cellular component (GO): nucleus
Molecular function (GO): zinc ion binding; DNA-binding transcription factor activity, RNA polymerase II-specific; transcription cis-regulatory region binding
Source: RefSeq, a predicted model, not a curated record
CACUCCCCCCCCCCUUCCUUGUAUUAUUCCCUGUACAAUUCCCUGUCCUCCCCACACACAUGCAGGACCUCUCCAGUCCGCGAAGAUCCAUCGCCACCCCCAAGGGCACCAAGAAGGUCGGAGCGCCAAAGGCGAAAGGCGCGGUGCGCGCUAAGUCGGGCUGCUACACCUGCAGGAUCCGUAGAAAGAAAUGCGACGAGCAACCCAACGACGAAGGUCGCUGCCAGACUUGUGUCCGUCUUCGUCUCCAGUGCCUCGGCUUUGGUCAGAAGCGACCCGAAUGGCUCAAGGAGAACAACAACGUCUCCGUCUUCCGCGAGAAAAUAAAAGACUACCUUGCAGCCCAGGGCAUGAUCAAGGGCCACUCGGGAUCCGGCGCUCGCACCUCAGAGAACGAGGGCAUCCUCCUCCUCGUCCCCGACGCACGAUCAGACAUGUCCAGCUCUCCAACUCCCCUCUCCCCCUCCUCCAGCGACGACCACGGUCCUCGCUACAAUAGCGGCCUCGAAAUUUCCGCAGUCCGCGACCACUACUCCUCCCUCCCCAUGCACACACACCACUCUUCCUAUACUCCAUACACCCUCCCCGAGCUCAGCCCUGACUCCGAUCGGGGCCACAGCAUCCUUCCCAACGGCAACGACCUCAUGUUGCCUUCGUACGGCCAGCCGAGUAACAUAUUGCCUCCACCUAGUCUAGUCUCUUUGUCGUCUUGGCAUAAUAACCAAUCUAUCUACCCCGCUGUUGCUCCUUCUACCCCCUCCGCGCCCGCGUCUGCCUCCUCGUCUGCCUCGUCCUACUCAGUCGUCCCCUACGCUGUCCCCUUGCCCGUCAAUAGCCUAACCCCAUCAUACUAUCAACAAUACACAUAUGAUGAUGACCUCGACGAUCUCUCUGACCCCUCAGCGCCCGUCUACUCUGUCCCCCUCGGCCUCCAUGCCAACAUAUUGCCCCGCAUCCCUGAUGAACAAAAUGAUCUGGUCCGACACUACCUCGAUCAUAUCCUCACCGGGCGCCAAUAUAUGCUUGCCGACAAGUCCAUAUUGGACUUCAUUAUCCAGACCAUACAGUCUAGCGACGCCGUCCGCGACGCCGUCUGCCUCCUCGCCACCCUCCAUCGACAAGCCAUCGGACAAAACCGCCUCUCCAACGGGUCUUCGGACUUUGGCCAAGGGUCGUCGGCCGACGCGCUCAAGACGUACGACCGCAUCUGCAAGAGCCUCAGCCCGAAGCAUACGUACUCGGAGGACGAGGCGCUCACCGGCCUCCUCGUCGUCUCCGCCUUCCUCUUCGACGGCGGUCGGGGGUGCUGGUCGGACUUUCUCGGCGUCGCGUCCAACUGGGUGGAGAGCGUGCUCUCGCGGUUCGACGACACCGCAGACUUUCUCCUGCGGUGCACCGACAGCCAGCGGUUCAUCAUCAAGACGACGUUCUGGUUCGACAUCCUCGCGUCGACGACGAAGCUCGAACCCCCGCGAUUCCUGGUGUACUACCAGCGGCUGUGGGGCGCGCCGUCGGCGUACAUCGGCGAGUCGCGGUUCGCCCCCUCGGCGUCACAGGCGUCCGAGCUGUCGAUGCUCACCGUGAUGGGCUGCGAGAACGCGACGGCGCUCGCGCUCGCGGAGGUGUCCGCGCUCGCGUGCUGGAAGGAGCGCCAGCUGCAAAAGGGCACGCUCAGCAUGGUCGCGCUCGUCGAGCGCGGCAAGGCGAUCGAGCGCAACCACCUCGCACCGGGCUCGCCCGUCGUGCGCGCCGCGCCGCUCGACCCGUGGGCGACGGCGGAGGCGGAGAUGGCGCUGCGGCGGCGGCUGACGUCGAACAUCUUCCGCGCGGCGGCCAAGGUGUACCUGCACUCGGUCGUGUCGGGGGAUUACCCGAACUGCCCCGAGAUCCGCGAGGGCGUGCGCGAGACGAUCGAGUGCCUGCAGAGCAUGCCGGCGGUCAAGUCGACGCUCUCGAGCUCGGUCCUGCGCAGC